Messenger RNA from Vitrella brassicaformis, 2857 nucleotides. NCBI's taxonomy places the organism in Eukaryota, Vitrellaceae. The record is from the annotation of a GenBank genome assembly.
AUGCGCGACGGGGAAAAAAGAGCACCAUUUGCGAGCUCGAGGGAGGGAUCGUUUGACGGGGAGGGAGGGAAGAGGAAGCCUGAUCUGGCCAUGACAUCCAAGCGGGCAUUGUCGCAGCCAUCUGGUUCGGCAUCAUCAUUGCAGAAGGCCCGGCGCGUAGAGGGCGGCAGUUCCGCCGCAGCCGUACUGCACUUCGGCUCAUCGCAACUGCGUAUCGGGACCAGCGGAUACAAUGCUGAUCACUGGGUCGGCUCGUACUACCAUGCCGUCCUGGAGAAGGGAUCCAAGCAGCAGUUUCAGAAGUACACAGACAGAUCCACGCGCACAUCACAUGCAUGUCUGCGUGUCACCCGUGUGUGUGUGCGCGGUGCGUAGGUAUUCUUCCGAGUUCGAUUGCGUGGAGAUCAACGCCACCUUCUACAAUCUCCCAGUCGACAAGACGUGGCGCGGCUGGAAGGUAACCUCACAGCGCAGCGGCUGCCAUGAUUCCUUCGUUCGGUGUGAGGGUCCUUCCUUGCCUGAUGCACUCACUGCACCUGCAUCUCAGGCGCAAGCUCCUCGGGCGUCCUUCACGUAUGUCAUCAAGGCCAACCAGUACUUCACGCACACCAAGAAGCUGAUUGUGGACGACAACUUCAAGAAGCGGUGGGGGAUCUUCUGGGACCGCUGUCAGCUGCUGGGAGAGCACCUGGGGCCCAUCCUCUUCCAGCUCCCGCCCACAUUCAAGUGCAACGCCCAGCGACUAGCUAACCUCUCCACCGUGCUGCCCAAAGACGGUACGCGAGCAGGCACCUGACACACACAGACAGUGACCGGUCUGUCUCUCUCUCUCUCUGUGUGUGUGUGUGUUGGGUGUGUGGUGUGCAGGUCGUUUCGUGUUUGAGUUCCGCCACCCGUCGUGGUUUUGCGAGGAGGUGUACCGCGUGCUGCGGGCCCACGACUGGUGCCUGUGUCACAUCCACCUCGUCAACUGCAUCAACUCCCUGGACGACAAAAAGAGCAAACAGAAGUGGGCUGGCCAUAUGCAGGACGGUGAGAUGUCAUGUCAUCUGGCGCAUCGCAUCGACCGAUCAGAAUGUGCGUGUGGUGUUUAUUGCAAAACUGUCCCCCUCCCCCUUCAGGUUGGCACCGGCCGCUUGAUGCCGACUCGUGCUGCUCCUGGGGCGUGUACAUCUGGCUCCACGGGACGCUGGGGAUGUACCUCGGCUGCUACCCUUCGAGCGACCUGCAGGCGGUGGCGAAUCGUAUGCGGGCCUUCACGAAGGGGCCCGAGAACCGACAUCGCACGACCUACUACAUGCUCAACAACACUGACGGGGGGCUGCACACGGCUGACGGGGGCUGCGUGCAGGAGCCCUCUGCGGUCGUCGACGCGCGAGCCGUCGACGACCUGUUGGCAGGGCGGCAACCCUCCUUUGGGUUGCACCCCCAACAGACCUUCAUGCCCGGUGAGUCAGAACCUCGCCACAACACGGCCACAGAUGCGAUGCGUGCCUUGCCUUGACCGAUCCUGAUGCCCACUCCCUUGUGUGUGUGUGUGUGUGUGCUGUGUGUUCAGGUGAGGACCUUGAGCUCGCUGAGGCGAUUCGCCUGUCGCUGCAGGCAACACACCAACAGGUACACAGGACGGUCUGUCUGUCUGUCUGUGUGUCCGUUGCUCACGUCAAUUCUGCGUGUGUGUCAGGCGCCUGACAUAGGUGAGUGCCGCCCUGCCUUGUCUGUCUGAUAACUCACUCAGUGUUGCCGACGUGUGUGUGUACGCGGAUGUGUGUACGCAGCUGAGGAGAAGGAGGACCCUGAUCUCGCGAAGGCGCUGCGUUUGUCGCUGCAGGAGACACAUGAGCAGGUAAGGUACCCAGCGCGCGUGUCACACGUACACACAUACACAUGUCUGUGUGUCUGUCUGUCGUGCGUGUGUAUGCCAAUGAUUGCACUGCAUGCGUUGGAUGGGAUGGCAUCCCAUGCAGGCUCUUCCCCCUCCCCCCGACGAGCCCGCGUCUGGCGACCCCACCUGUAGUCUGCAGGUAGGAGGGAGGGAGGCCCAGCCAGCACUUGCCACACCACAAUAUAUGUAUGGUAUCUUCACUCUAUGUAUGCUGUCAGGUCCGUCUGCCUUGGGGCGCCCGCAUCACUCGCAAGUUCGCGCCGUCACACACCAUCAAGGUACGCUCGUAAUUGUCGACGGGAUGUUGCACACCACACAGACAGACAAAUUCAUUCCCUCCCUUUCGAUCCAUCGAUGUGCGUGUGCGGGUGUGUCUUGUCGUGUGUUCGGUGACUGGCUGACAGGACGUGUUCCAUUGGGUGGAGUGGGAGCAGCUGGGCGGCAUCGAUCCCAAACUCAGCCAGAGGGACAGAUGGUCACUUGUUGCGUUUCCCAGGUCAGCCCACACAGAGGGCGCUGAAUAGAGACAGAGAGGGAGAGAGAGUGGACAGACUCAUUCUUUCUGCAGGAAGAGAUAUGCAAGCGAGAAGGGUCGCCGGAUUUUCGCGUACGAAGGCGCCGAGGUGAGCGGCGGCUGACAGCAGCACAUCAGCCAGCCAACGUUUGUGUGCCUGAUAGAUGUGGAGUGUGGUGUGGUGUGGUGUGUGUGCGCGCAGGACCUCGUGUCUGACGUGUCGGAUUCCACGCUGCAGUCGCUGGGUUUCCAGACGCAGGAGACUCUCAACCUGCAACCAUGAUUGAUCAAGCUGCCUUCCUGCCUGCCUGGCUACGUGUGUGCGGACUACCACUGUGUGUCUGUGUGUGUAUAUAUGUUUCUCCAACAGACAGACAGACAGACAGACAUCGAUGUGAUGGGCAUGCGGAGAGUGCGUGUCAUUAACCAGCCUGUGGUGGAUGGGGGGAGAUGGAUGU